Pogona vitticeps (central bearded dragon) is the source of this 1542-nucleotide messenger RNA. It is a transcript of the gene FITM1, whose product is annotated as fat storage inducing transmembrane protein 1. Gene Ontology annotation, cellular component: endoplasmic reticulum membrane. Gene Ontology annotation, biological process: lipid droplet organization; phospholipid biosynthetic process; lipid storage. The record is from RefSeq and is a predicted model, not a curated record. Lineage: Eukaryota; Metazoa; Chordata; Lepidosauria; Squamata; Agamidae. Gene Ontology annotation, molecular function: coenzyme A diphosphatase activity.
AGGUCUUAUUUUUGGGGAAACGGUAGAGGAUUCUGGGAAAUGUAGUCUAGAAAAAAGGAAACUAUCUCAAGGUCUGCCCUCCUCCUUUGCCCUGCCAUUUUGUCUCCUCUCGCCAUCAGCUGUUCAUUCCAAACUCAGAAACGAUGAUCCCUACAGCUGUCGUGGGACAUCAGUUUUCGGGUGACCUUUCUCCACCCACCCUUUUCCCUUUCCUCCCCAGGCAGAGGCGGCAGGGUCAUCCGGCAUUUCCGGGGUUCCCUGGAGAGGGGAGGCUAACCUGGGAAAAUGGCUGAGGGAUCCAGGUCGAAUCGGCCCUCCUCUCUCUUGGCCACGGCAGCCGGCUGGGCCCAAGCCCUUUGCCGGGGCUUGGUAUAUUUUUGGAGCAACCAGUAUGCCUGGCUGUUGGGCGUGCCGUGCCUCCGGCGAGCUUACCACGUCUGGCUCGCAGCCGUCGUCAUCUUUGGGCCGCUGCUUCAGUUCUACGUGAACCCCCGGGCGAUCUUCGCCAACCAUCACAACUUUUUUAACAUAAAAUUUGUCCGGUCCGCCUGGGGUUGGACAUGCAUUUUCUUAGGCGGCUUCCUCCUCCCGGUGGUCUACCUCGCCACGCGCCAGGUCCUGCUCACUGCGCGCCACCUGAGCCGCCUGGCGGUCGGGGCCGGGCUGUGGCUGGGCGCCACGGAGACCUUCCUCCUCAUCGAGAACCUCACGGGCUACUGUUUCGACCCCUUGCCCGAGGGCAUCCUGGUGAACUCUCUUCCCGACAAGUGGACCUGUCUGCACCAGGGCCACAAAUGGCACGGUUACGACGUCUCCGGCCACACGUUCCUGCUCACCUUCUGCUGCCUGCUGAUGGUGGAGGAGACCUCGGUCUUCCGGCGAUACCUGGCCCACGGCCACCCCGCCGGAGUCCCCUUGCGCCUCAUCUUCCUCCUCAACGUGGUCCUCCUGGCGCUGUGGAACUUCCUCCUGGCCUGCACCGUGGUCUACCUCCACGAAUACAGCCACAAGGUGGUCGGCGCCGCCCUCGCCACCCUCUGCUGGUACCUCACCUACCGCGGGUGGUACCGCUGGCGCUGGUCCCCGGGGAGGCCCGGCGCCGGACUCUUUGCCAAAGGGGCCCCAGGAGAGGCCAAGAAGCGGAACUGAACCCCACUCCAGAGACCCCGAUGCCGGCCGCCCCCGAGACCCGGAAAAGGGUCUCCCGCAACACCUCGCUGAAGGAAAAUAAACCAGGGCGCCCCUGUCGGCUGCUCCGUCGCCGCACCGCAUGGCCGUGCGGUUUCUUGGGUGGAGGACAAGACAUCCGGGCCGAAUCCUGCCCUGAAAAAGCCGAGCAGUAGAUCAGGUUUGGCGGGAGGGGGACAUCUGGCCUUCCUGGUGUUGAACUGCAGUAUCUCUUAGUCUCGCUCAGAGUGAAGGAGGAUGGGAACUGUAGUCCAACAGCGAGAGAGCCAGACAUUCCCUACCCGUUAAACCAGUAGCCUACUGUGUUUCCCUGAAAAUAAGACAGGGUAUUAUAUUAAUGUUUGCUCCAAAAAG